AUGACGUCAAACAGCGUCAAAGAACAGCACAUCGUUAUAAAGUUUUACACAAAAUUCGGAAAGUCUUUUUCCGAUAUUCGUGAAGAUUUGCAAAAAGUUUACGGAGAGGUUGCUCUGUCAAAAGGUGCCAUUUCAACGUUGAUGAAGCGAUUGAAAGACGGUAGAGAGGCAAUUGAAGACGACAGUCGUGUAGGUAGACCAGUGACUUUAACAGAUGAAGAAACAGUGGCUGCCAUUCAGGAGCGAAAUAUAUAUAACACACGUUACACUACUCAGUAUCAGAUAGACGGUUACACAACUCAGUAUCAGACAGAUGAUUACACAACUCGGUAUCAGACAGAUGAUUACACAACUCGGUAUCAGACAGAUGGCUACACAAAACAGUAUCAGACAGAUGAUUACACAACUCGGUAUCAGACAGAUGGUUACACAAAACAGUAUCAGACAGACGGUUACACAACUCGGUAUCAGACAGAUGGUUACACAACUAAGUAUCAGACAGAUGGUUACACAACUCAAUAUCAGACAGAUGGUUACACAACUCAAUAUCAGACAGAUGGCUACACAACUCAAUAUCAGACAGAUGGUUACACAACUCAAUAUCAGACAGAUGGUUACACAACUCAGUAUCAGACAUAUGGUUACACAACACAGUAUCAGACAGAUUGUUACACAACAUAG
This is a messenger RNA of Ruditapes philippinarum (Manila clam), 681 nucleotides long. RefSeq lists its product as uncharacterized. The coding region runs from base 1 to 681 and encodes 226 amino acids. The record is from RefSeq and is a predicted model, not a curated record. NCBI's taxonomy places the organism in Eukaryota, Metazoa, Mollusca, Bivalvia, Venerida, Veneridae. The transcript has 2 exons.